Saccoglossus kowalevskii is the source of this 1328-nucleotide messenger RNA. Its product is annotated as cytochrome P450 1A5-like. The record is from RefSeq and is a predicted model, not a curated record. Gene Ontology annotation, biological process: progesterone metabolic process; hormone biosynthetic process. Gene Ontology annotation, molecular function: iron ion binding; heme binding; steroid 17-alpha-monooxygenase activity. NCBI's taxonomy places the organism in Eukaryota, Metazoa, Hemichordata, Enteropneusta, Harrimaniidae.
AUGGCAGAAGAGAGUCAAAACAUUAUAUUUGGUAACUUCACUGAUAAGUGGAAGUUGCAGCGAAAGAUAGGUCACCAAGCCAUUAGAAAUUAUGCUAGCGGCGAAAAUCUAGAAUCUCUUAUACGAUGUGACGCCUUUCCUAGUUUCCAGAGAGCUAUCGCUAAAUACAAUGGAAAGCCAUUCAUUCCGAAAACAUUACUUUACCUGCUCGUAGGUAAUAUCAUUGCUUCCAUGUGUUUUGGAAAGAAAUACGAAUAUGACGACCCUGAACUUCUAAAGAUUAUGGUACUCAUGAACAAUUUGUUUGAAUCUUUUGGGAAUGGACUAGCUGCUGACUUUGUUCCACUGUUCCGUUAUAUACCUACUCCCGGACACAUUGCAAUGAAGAAAUAUAUGAAAGAAUGGUUGAACAUAAUUCAACAUCAGAUCGAUGAACAUAAAGGCAAGCUUGGAAAUGGUAAUACAAAAGUGAAAAGUCUCAUCGAUGACCUUUUAUCAAUUCAGCGUAAAGCAGAGUUGGCUGGAGAAGACCAGGCCAAGCAACUUACAGACGUCAAUCUACGUCAGACAUUGUCUGAUAUAUUUGCAGCGGGAAUGGAAACCACAAUCAACACGUUAGAUUGGAGCAUUGCUUAUCUCACGUAUUACCCUGAUAUACAAUCUAAAGUACAGAGAGAAAUCGAUGACGUCAUUGGAGAUAGUCGUCUUCCAUUGCUAGCUGAUAGGGGUAAACUACCGUACUGUGAAGCCGUUAUGCGUGAGCUCAUGCGAAUACGAACAGUUAUACCAUUUGCCUUGCCUCAUACUACUACGGUGGAUACAUUUGUAGGAGGGUAUGCAGUACCGAAGGAUACAUGGAUUUGGUGUAACCUGUGGAAUGUUCAUAUGGAUGGGAAAUAUUGGGAAGAACCGGAGGACUUUUGUCCAGAACGUUUCUUGCAUGCCGAUGGAGAGAUGCUGUCAAAACGGGAUAGUUUCAUGCCAUUUUCAGCUGGACGCCGAGUGUGUAUGGGAGAAGCAUUGGCUAAGAAUGAACUGUUUCUUCUUUUUACGAGUGUAUUUCAACAGUACACAUUUACUCUGCCAAUAGGCCACAGAAAGCCGUGCUUGAAGCCACACUUCAUCACACAGGUCAUAAAAUGUUGUCCAUAUAAGGUCAUUGCCGUUAACAGGAGAAAAUAAACUCGUGUUAUCAACUUCAGAAACAUUACUAUAUUUUUGUAUAAUUGAUCAUAAAAUCAUUUUAGGAGAGCCCAAAUGCGAACGGCAUCUAUGAGAAGGGAAUAUCAUGUUUUACUUAGUGGGCACUUCUAGGUCAUUCCCUAGAG